AUGUUCUUUAGCGAAACUCUCUUACAAGAGCCUUCUGAGGAUCAAUCUGAAGAAAUCUCGUGGGCUGACUCCACCUCGUUAUCUCGUUAUAAACCCCGUCGUCAGCAAAAACCUCCGCGCAAACAACAGCGAACAACCUCCCAGGAUUUUGACGAUCUUGUUUUCGGUUAUGAAGCAAAAACUUUCCGAGACGAUGGAAUGGCAAAAAAAGUUAAUGCUGGAGAGUUAUUAAUCCCUUGGAGGGGUGAAUCCGAAAAUAAAAUCUUACUUGAUAGAUAUGAUGUAAGAAAUUUGCUUGAUGAUCGUGACCGCUUUAGAAAAAUUCCUUACACCAUGACACGGACUGCCGAGGAAAUCGAACAAGAAAAACUUUGUGAUAUAGAACGAUGGAUCGACUUGGAUUCCGAAGCAGAAGAUAUCUUUGAUAUGUCCGAAGAAGAAAGAGAAGAUUAUAUAGGCAUUGAUUAA
This is a messenger RNA of Dentiscutata erythropus, 468 nucleotides long. The record is from the annotation of a GenBank genome assembly. NCBI's taxonomy places the organism in Eukaryota, Fungi, Glomeromycota, Glomeromycetes, Diversisporales, Gigasporaceae.